Jatropha curcas is the source of this 1088-nucleotide messenger RNA. RefSeq lists its product as uncharacterized. The record is from RefSeq and is a predicted model, not a curated record. NCBI's taxonomy places the organism in Eukaryota, Viridiplantae, Streptophyta, Magnoliopsida, Malpighiales, Euphorbiaceae.
UGCUUUUUCGAACUGCACAAGGGCCUUUUCUUAGGCGUUGGACUCACAACAGCUGUUCAAAUUUCGUCUUCUUAGAGUUAUAAUAACAAUUGAGAGGAAAACGACAAAAUAAUGGAUCUAAACGACCUUCCGGAUUAUACCCUUUGACCGGCAGUUUCACUGAUUUUGGGAAGUUGAUAAAAAUGACACCGCGCAUUGUAUUUCUACUCGAAACAAUGGAGUUAAUAUAAUUAUCUUGAUUGGCUUUUUAUAUAUAUAUUUUAAGAGAGAAAACCACCUUUCCCUCCUCUUUCUCUGUAAAGAUAAUGAAAAUGGAGAAGAUAGCUAGCAUAUGUGGAAACCCAAAAGCCUCGUCGUUUCGCGGUUCUCAAUCUGAUCAGAAGCCCGUCAUUCCUGCCUCUUCUUUGUCCCUCAAAUCUGUGUUACUGGACGAUUGGUGGCUGGUUAAGUCCGAGAACAAAGGGAUUGCUGUUGCUGGGUUUGCUUUAAGCGACUUAGGAGAAAGACUCUUUUACUCUGCACCAAUAUCCAGGAGAAUCAAUGCCACCACUCUUGAAACCAGGGAUGGAAUCACAAUUGCAAUAAACGGCUUCAUAAAUAGGUGCCGAACGCUUCAAAGUGGCUUUUCAGUUCUGGUUUGCAAUCAUUUCCAGAUUGGGUUUCCAUUUGAAUGGGAAGGGUGCCUUGCUCAAUUUUAUGUGGAAGAAUCUGCUAAAAGAGAUUCUACAAGUAGAAAAAAUGUGCCUAGAUUAAAGUGCCUAGAUUUUAAAUCCAAAAUACUGACCUGUCAUCUUUGACCUGUCAUCUUUGGAUGAGCUCCCAGCAACAAGCAUACGUGAUCUUGUUAUGCGCCUUGCUGAGGAUUCUGAAAAUCUUAGUUGUGAUGAUACACUGGGAAAGUUGUCAGACACAUUCCAACAUACUCCAAUGUACCAUUCCAACUUGGAAAGUGAAGGUCCACAAGUGACUGUAAAUUCUGAAGUGGAUCAAACUGUGAAAAAUCAUAAGAAGGCAAAGACUUAUCAGAUGCACAAAGAACUUACCCGAAGUACAGGUGUUGUAACAAGAAGUAGGUACAGAUCAAAGAA